Messenger RNA from Orbicella faveolata, 1439 nucleotides. RefSeq lists its product as uncharacterized. Lineage: Eukaryota; Metazoa; Cnidaria; Anthozoa; Scleractinia; Merulinidae. The record is from RefSeq and is a predicted model, not a curated record.
GCACGUGACGCAAGCUGAGUGCAUUAUUGAGUUAUAAUGAGCUCAAUAAUUGCUUCACUCUCGCAAUUCCUUGUUAAAUACCACGUUAGAAAUAGAAUUACAAGAUCAUCUAGCAACCCCUGGCAAGUUAAUCAAGAAACAGUUUGAUAUAUUCCGAUCUAGUGAUCGCAAGUAACUUGCCUCAGUCCCCUUCUCGCUUCCACAGCUGAAUCAAAAUAACUUUUAGUUGUUCAUGAUGUGAUGACGGCGUUCCUGAUGGCAUUUUUGCGUGUUUUCGCCUAGUUAAGGCAAUAUAUCGUAAGUUUAUACGCUGACCGAUAUUCGAUUUCUUUCAUAGGAUGAUUGAAAAGGAUUAUUUUUUUACAAUGGUAACCUAAAACAUGCCAUAAAUUAACGUUACGACUGGACACAACAUUGUUCAGCACGAACAUCUUAGAUCACGCCAUGAGACAUUUCUCACGCGAAGUUCCAAUUUACUUUUCGAAAUCUGAUGGCUGGGAACACAAGACUCAACAUUCAUCAUCAACGAAUUGUGCAGCCGUUAUAGUGGUCAAGGAAACAGCGAUCAAGAUACAGAACAAGCCUGUGGCAACAUUUGCAUUUGACUUGAAAAUAAUUAGUUGCUAUGGCGACUGCUUCUAAUAUUUACAAAAUUUUCCUCUCAUGCGCGAACUUUCAGCGCGUUGUUCAACAACACCCGAGCAACAAUUAGCGCUUACAUGUCACCCGAUGCGUCACAAACAUUAACGAACCGUUCGAGAACAGAACAAAGGAAAAAGCAGGAUAUUUUUCGAUUUAUUUGGUCGUUGUAUUUGGACAUGUGCCCUAUGAUGGACGCCGCGGUGAUGAAGCAACAUAGCGAGUUAGACGCAGACUACCUGGUUCUGGCAAGCAUCGAAACUUCCUCAUCAGAUGAUGAAAGCGAAAGCGACGAAGGUGAUGUCUUCAGCGUGAGUUGCCACGGAAGUCAUUUUAAACAGCUGAAGGAACAACCGAAGCAAUGCGACGAGCUCGCUAUCAAGAGAAGAAAGCUUCACACACAGCUUAACUUGCUGAAUUCAGAUCUUAUGUCGAUGACAUUUGGCGGGAGUAGGACAAGCCCUGAUCAACCUUCAUGUGGUUUUGUUUUUGAUAAACGCGCAAGGAAAGUACCGCGAAACAAACGAUUGUCGCGAAAGAUCGACGCUACUGGAUCGAAAACGCGAAGAAUUUCACCCCGCACUGCUUGAAUGCGAAGAACUGUUAGACGCCGAUAUCUCGACAAAGAAAAGCUCUGAAUUGCCUUAACGGCCUGGCCGAUGGCAAGAAAAAGAACUUUUAACGGAGCACUUCUGAGAAUAAGCUAGGAUUUCGAAAGAGAACAAUAAGUUCUCUACUGCAAUGGAUGUUAUUCAAAGAGCGCAAAGAAUACUCCAGAUUUAGAGCUGGAAAAAAAAAAA